CCCCGCCCCUGCCUGGAUCGGGAUGGACCGCUGCCUCCUCCGGCGCUUUCAAAUCCGUCGGCAGUCGGCGGCGAGCGGGGAGGCGUGAUGAGCUCAAGAGCCAUGGCUCACCACACCGUCGCCUGUGCCGUCAUCUUCGUCGCCUGUGCCCUGGGACCCGGCUUGGCAAGCCGAAAACUGCUGGUUUUCCUGAUUGACGGAUUCCGCUACGAUUAUAUCAACCAGCUGGAUGCCCUGCCCGGGUUCAAAGAAAUCGUGGACAGUGGCGUCAAAGCGGACUACAUGACACCUGAUUUUCCCAGCCUUUCCUACCCGAAUUACUAUUCUCUCAUGACGGGCCGGCACUGCGAAGUGCACCAGAUGACUGGUAAUUACAUGUGGGAUCGAGCUGCAGGCAAAGAAUUUCUCAUUGGCACCAACCCAGACAGCCGCUUACCUCUGUGGUGGGAUGGAUCAGAGCCACUCUGGGUAACGAUGCAGAAACAGAAGAAGAAGGUUUACAUGUACUACUGGCCUGGCUGCGAAGUGGAGAUUUUGGGCGUGAGACCAGAGUACUGCCGAGAGUAUUUCUACAGUCCUUCGGAGUCCAACCUGACACAAGCUAUAGACAGUGCUCUUGAAACUCUGCGCAACGGCAGUGCCGACAUGGCAGCGGUGUACUAUGAGAAGAUCGACGUGGUGGGCCACCACAAUGGACCCCUGUCCCCAGAGCGGGAGGACGCCACCAAAAAGCUGGAUGACAUCUUUAAAGCGAUGAACCGCAAGAUCAAGGAAAGCAGCCUGCACAACGAGCUCAAUGUCAUUAUGUUCUCGGAUCACGGCAUGACCGACAUUGAAUGGAUGGAGAAAGUCAUCGAACUUACCAGAUAUAUAAACAUGUCGGAUGUCAUGAAGAUGAUGGACAGGGGCCCUGUUGUGAGCCUGUGGCCAAAGGAGGAAAAGAUUGACGAGGUUUACAACAAACUGAAAGUGGUGAAAAAUAUGAAGGUGUUUAAAAAAGAGGAGAUCCCAGAUCGGUUUUACUACAAGCGUGGGAAGUUCGUGUCCUCAUUAACACUGGUAGCUGAGCCAGGCUGGUUCAUUACUGAGAGCAUAGACAAGCUGCCCUACUGGGACAACGGCACGGGGCAGGCGCAGGCCUGGCAGCAUGGCUGGCACGGCUACGACAACGAGCUCAUGGACAUGAGGGGCUUCUUCUUGGCUUACGGACCAGAUUUCAAAAAGAACUUCAGAGCAGCCCCCAUCAGAUCUGUCGAUGUUUACAAUUUGAUGUGUGGCGCCCUUGGGAUCGAGGCUCUGCCAAACAAUGGCUCUUGGUCCAGAGUGCAGUGUAUGCUCAGCAGUGAUGCCAGCUUGGCACGGCUCUCUCUGCUCGUCAGCUGUGCGAUGGCACUCGUGUCUCUCCUCCUCCUGACAUAGCGCUGACCUUGUUCCCCUCAACGCGAAGCGGACUUCCCACACGCAGCGUGACUUUUCAUAACGUGCAUUUUUUUUCCUUUUUUAUUUUACACCGCGGGUACUUUAUUCGACGUAUUGUUUUUUCUUUUUAAUCUUAGGGGCGUGAUGCAGAUUUUUAAUGUUAGACGAGCAGUUGGCGAUCACCCCCAGCUGCUGCUGUAUAUUGGGGGGAAAAGUGGCUAAAUAUGACCACAGUGGCAAGACGGUUAUCCUUGUUUUGCUGCAGCUGAGAUUCCACUUUCGACUACUUCAACGGAAUGUUUUUUUAUUUAAAAUAAUGGAAACAAUUUUCUAAAUAUAAUAAAUGUUUACAACAUGUG
Lepisosteus oculatus (spotted gar) is the source of this 1778-nucleotide messenger RNA. It is a transcript of the gene enpp6, whose product is annotated as ectonucleotide pyrophosphatase/phosphodiesterase 6. Gene Ontology annotation, molecular function: glycerophosphodiester phosphodiesterase activity. Gene Ontology annotation, biological process: choline metabolic process; lipid metabolic process. Gene Ontology annotation, cellular component: plasma membrane. Lineage: Eukaryota; Metazoa; Chordata; Actinopteri; Semionotiformes; Lepisosteidae. The record is from RefSeq and is a predicted model, not a curated record.